Fusarium keratoplasticum is the source of this 663-nucleotide messenger RNA. RefSeq names its product N-terminal acetyltransferase A complex catalytic subunit ard1. Lineage: Eukaryota; Fungi; Ascomycota; Sordariomycetes; Hypocreales; Nectriaceae. The record is from RefSeq and is a predicted model, not a curated record. The transcript is spliced from 2 exons. Bases 1 to 663 code for a protein of 220 amino acids. Gene Ontology annotation, cellular component: NatA complex. Gene Ontology annotation, biological process: N-terminal peptidyl-glutamic acid acetylation. Gene Ontology annotation, molecular function: protein-N-terminal-glutamate acetyltransferase activity; protein N-terminal-serine acetyltransferase activity.
AUGGAUAUCCGCGUCCUCACCAGUGCGGACCUCCCCCUCAUCCAGCACGCCAACCUCGAGAACCUCCCCGAGAACUACUUCCUCAAGUACUACCUCUACCACGCCCUCUCGUGGCCCCAGCUCAGCUACGUCGCCGUCGACGUCUCGCGCCCCAAGAAGAACCCCUACGAGUACCCCAAGAUCGUCGGCUAUGUCCUCGCGAAGAUGGAGGAGGAGCCCACCGACGGCGUCCAGCACGGCCACAUCACCAGCCUGAGCGUCAUGCGCACACACCGACGGUUGGGUAUUGCGGAGAAGCUGAUGCGACAGAGCCAGCUCGCUAUGGUCGAGACAUUCCAGGCCAAGUACGUCUCCCUCCACGUCCGCGUCUCCAACGCCGCGGCCCGCCACCUCUACGAGGACACCCUGGGCUUCAAGAACGAAAAGACAGAGUCCAAGUACUACGCCGACGGCGAGGAUGCCUUUUGCAUGCGCCUCGACCUCGACGACAUCAAGGCCCAGGUCGACGAGGCCGCCGAGGACGAGCACGACGACGAGGGUGAAGCCGUGGGCGAGGUCGGCCGAGACCCCGAGGCCGACAAGAAGAAGAAGAAGAUCAAGGUCGCUGUGGGGAGGGGACUGGGCGUUGGUGCGUUGGUGGAAAAGGACGAGUCGAAGCACUAA